Molecule: messenger RNA, 4179 nt
Organism: Aureococcus anophagefferens
Lineage: Eukaryota; Pelagophyceae; Pelagomonadales; Pelagomonadaceae
Exons: 5
Coding region: 1-4179 (1392 amino acids)
Source: RefSeq, a predicted model, not a curated record
AUGCUCAUCGCGCUCCUCCUCAUCGGCGAGAUCGAGCGCUUCGACCCGAAUUCGACGAUCCCCGACCGCGUCGUGCGGCCGCUCGUCUCCUUCGGCCACAGCGUCGACGUGCUCGUCACGGCCCAGCCCUUCGCGCUGCGCGACAUGUUCGCCUUCGACACCGUGCGCUGGGCGCGCCUGCCGCGGCUGUCGCCGGUCGCGGCGCCGGAGUCGCUCGCGCCCAAGGCCGUCGCGGCCGCGCGCGCGGCCGAGGCCUGGGACGCGGCGGCCGUCGGCGCCGCCGCGGCGCGCGCGCUCGCGCCGCUCGAGGCCGCGUGCCUCGCGCGCGGCGCGCGGCGCUACGCGCUCCGCGUGGCGCGCGCCCACGCCGACGACUUCGAGCCCGCCGUCGCCGACAACGCGGCGCCGACGAAGCAGCGGCCGCGGCGGCGGCGGAAGAAGAUCCAGCGCGACGUCGCCUCGGCCGCGGGCCACCUGCGCAUCCGCGAGGCCGCGCUGGACCACCUCGAGGCCGCCGAGGACCCCGAAAACCCCUACGACUACGUCCUGCUCGUGCGCGGCGACGCGCGGUGGCUCGGCGACGUCGCGGACGUCGCGGGGCUGCCCAAGGACGCGGUCGCGACGAAGCGGUGCCUCGACUGGUCGGGCGUCAACGACAAGAUUGCCGCGCUGCCCCGCUACCUCGCGGCGCCCUGGCUCCGCGCGAGGGCCCAGCUCGCGAACUCGUCGCUCGCGUUCUCGUCCGUGGAGACGCUGCUCAUGGCGACGGCGCGCGCGCGCGGCGUCGAGGUCGCGCCGCAGCCCGUCGACGCGUUCCCCUUCCUCGACUACUACUGGUGGCGGAGCUGCUACCCGGCGAAGUACGCCGGCCCGCCGCCGCACUGCGUCGAGGACUACGCCUGCGCCGCCGCCGCGCCGCCGCCGCGCGUCGACGGCCUCACCGCGCCGCCGGAGGGCGGCGAGGACGCGUGGCGCGUCGCGCGCUGCGCCGCGGCCGACUGCCAGUGCCUCCCCGCGGGGCUCUGCGCCGAGGCGAACGCGAACCUCUGCGCGACCUUCCACGCUUCGACGCCCAUGUCGCGGCGCGCGUCGAGCGGCGGGCCGCCGGACGGCGGCGAUGAGUGCAAGCACCUCAUGGCGAAGAAGAUCGCGCAGCUGACGAAGGUCGUCUACCACGUGAACACGGUCAACGAGGACCACCAGGCGCUGAAGAAGGCCCACCGCGAGGAGGUGAACGCCGUCGUCCGCGACGGCUCCCGGAAGCUCAAGGCGCUCAGCGAGGCCGUCGCGCGGAAGAAGGAGGACGAGCAGCUGCGCGCCGAGCUGGAGAAAUGCAAGGAGACGCAGGCCAAGGAGAAGGAGCAGGCGCUGGCGGGCAUGCGCAAGACCGUGGCCGCGCGCGAGGCGAGCCUCCACUCCGAGUACGGCGAGAAGGUCGGCGCGCUCCAGGCCGAGGUCAAGCACGUCGAAGCCAAGUUCCUCGAGGCGAGCCGCCACUUCGCCGAGGCGGCGCAGCGCCUCCAGGACGGCGCCGCGCGGACGUCGGGCGAGCGCGAGGCCGAGGCGCGGGAGCGCGAGGAGGCGCUGGACCGCCUGCGAAAGCAGCACAGAGAGGAGCUGGAGCGACUGGAGAAGGAGCGCGAGCUCGACCGGGAGCGCGCGAAGCGGAGCGCCGAGGAGCUUUUGGCGGCGGCGAAGCAGAAGCACGACGACGACGUGCAGAAGCUCCAGGACGCCGCGCGCGACGUCGCUUUAGGCCAGCUGCGCGCCGAGCUCGAGGGCACGCGCGAGGAGGCGCUCGCGAAGCAGGCCGCGGCGCACGGCGGCGAGCUCCGGGAGAAGCAGCGGGCCAUCGAGCAGGCGACGGACGUCGCGACGCGCGCGCAGAUCGAGGCCGACGCCCACAAGCGGUCCCUCGACGCCGCGGAGGCCCGCUGCGCGGAUUUGGAGGCCCAGCUGCGGGACCGCGACGGCGAGGUCGCGGCGCUGCGGGGCGACGUCGAGCGGCUCCGCGCGGAGCUGCGGGCCGCGGGCGACGACGACUCCGCGCGGCUCGCCGCGGCCCGCGACAGGGCCGACAAGCUCGAGGCCGACCUCGCGCGGGCCGACGACGAGCGGCGCACGCUGCUGAAGUCCCUCGAGGAGCUCCGGGGCAAGUACGACCGCAUGACGAAGAUGACCGAGAAGGAGCUCGAGAAGAAGGACGCGGCGCUCAGCGCCAAGGACUCGGAGCUCGAGAAGGCGCGCGGCGCGGCCCAGGCCGCCAAGGACGAGGUCAAGCAACUCAAGCAGGAGCUCAAGGGCGCGGCCAAGGCCGCGGGCGACGUGGACGCGGCUUUAAAAAAGAGCGAGGCGCUCGUCGCGAAGCGCGAGGGCGAGCUCGACGCGCUCAAGCGGGAGAUGGACCGGCUCAAGGCCGGCUCGGCGAACGCCGCGUCGUCCGCCGCCGCCGCGCAGCGCGAGGCCCUGGACCGCCUCAGGGAGGAGAUCGCGGCGCUGGAGCGGGGCCGCGCGGACGACGCGACGCGGCGCGAGGAGGAGAAGCAGCGCCACGCGGCCGAGGUCGCGGCGGCGCGCGACGCCCACGCCAUGCGCACUCAAAGCCUCGAGGAGCGGCACGCCGUCGCCGUCGCGGACCACGAGGCGGCGCUCAAGAAGAAGGACAAGGACUACGAAGCCGCGAAAGCCGAGCUCGAGAAGCAGCUCUCCAAGGCCCUGAAAAACUCGUCGGCCGACGCCGACGCGUGGAAGGCCCAGGCCGAGGAGACCGCCGCGGCCCUCGUCAGCGAGCAGGCGGCCCACGCGAAGACGAAGAAGGGCCUCGACCGCCAGCUGCAGAUCGUCGACUCUUUAAAAGCGCAGAUCGAGGAGCUCCGGCAGCAGCUCGCGUCCGAGGCCGACGCGGCCCGGCGCCAGGAGGAGCGCAAGCUCCGGGAGCUCGAGGACAAGUGGAAGGAGAAGCUCGCGGCCCAGCUCGCCAAGGCGAGUGGCGAGUCCGCGGAGCUGCACCGGCGGAACACGCUCCAGGCCGCCGACGCCGCGGCCGCGGAGCGCGCGCGCCUCGAACGGGAGGCCCGGGAGAAGCUCGACGACGCCCUCGCGCGCGCGGACGCGCUCGAGAAAGAGCGCGACGCCCUCGCGGCGCGCCUCGCGGACGCCGAGUCCGCCGCGGCGACCGCCGCGGCCGCCGCGGUCGCGGAGCGCGAACGACUCGAGGCGCGCGUCGCCGAAUUGACCGACGACCUCGAGGGCCUGCGGGGCGACUCCGUGCGCGUCGCCGCCGAGCUCCGGGGCUCCGUCGACGCGCUCGAGCGCGAGCUCGGCGAGGCGAAGCAGGCCCUGCGGAAGACGAGCGACGACCUCGACGGCGCGCGCGCCGCCGCGCGGACCGCGGCGAAGGACGCCCUCGACAAGCUCGACGCCGCGACGACCCGCCUCGAGGCCGCGCUCGAGGACGCGCGGGCCAAGGGCGCGACCGUCGACGCGCGCGACGAGGAGAUCGCGAAGCUCAAAGCCGAACACGCGAAGCGCGUCGCGGACGACGACGAGAAGCACGUCGCGGCGACGGCGUCGCUCACUCAAACGCUCACGGCGAAGCACGACGCCCUCGAGGCGAAGACGACGGGCGAGCGGCUCGACCUCGAGGAGCGGCUCCGGUCCGAAAUCGCGCGGGGCGCCGCGGACCUCGACGCCGCGCGGCGCGAGGCCGAGGAGGCGGAGCAGAACCUCGUCGCCGCCAUGGAGGACCGCGAGCAGGCCGCCGCGCGGCACCACGCGUCCGAGAUGGACCGCGCGGCCGAGGACGCGGCCGCGGAGCUCGGCGACGCGAGGCGCGAGGCCGAGAACCGCCACGCGAACCUCCUCGAGGCCUUCGAGGCGGACCGGCUCCGCCAGGAGACGGCGCUCCGCGACCUCCAGGGCCAGUACGCGCUCCUCGAGCGCAAGUACGCGGCGCGCGAGUCGCGGCCCGAGGACCUCGAGAAGAUCGCGGACCUCGAGAGCGAGAACAACCAGCGCGCCGAGGACCUCGCGCGCAUGAAGAAGGAGAUGGCCUACUUCAAGAACGAGCUCCUGAACCGCGAGGAGAACUUCAACAAGAAGUUCGGCGCGAGCCCGAACGUCGGCGUCAUGAACGUGCUCCCCCAGAAGAAGAAGAAGGCCAUCCCGCGGGGGUUCUAG